AUGCGGUUCCACGCUGAUGCUUCCCCACGGGGGUUGUUCGUUACGGUCAGCUUACUCCUCGCUUGUUUCGCGACCAUGACGCACGCGCAGGAGGGUAAGGUCCAAGCGUGCAUCCCGCGCCCGUCGACAACGACGAGUGUCCCCGCCGCGCCGUCGGCGCCGGCUUCCGUGCCCAAGAACUUUGGCAUGCUCAUUUUCCGCGCCUACGAGAUGCUUGACGUCUUCGGGCCCCUUGACGCCCUCGGUGUUCUCGCGAGAAUGUACCAGCUAAACCUGUACCUCAUCUCCAACACGAUGGACCCCGUGACAGUCGAGCCGACCUCGCCGGCCAUGAACUCCAAGAACUCGAGCUUCUUCCCCGUGCUCCUCCCAACACACACCUACGCCACCGCGCCAAAGGACAUUGAAGUGCUCAUGAUCCCAGGCGGCCUCUGGACGCGGUCGCCGAACCUCAACGACACCAUCGCGUACGUGCGCGAGUCGUACCCGAACCUAAAGUACCUCAUCAGCAUCUGCACGGGGGCCUCCAUCGCCGCGCGCGCAGGGGUCCUCGACGGCCGCCGCGCGACGACGAACAAGGCGUCGUGGGCGAGCACCAUCGUCCACGGGCCGAACGUGACCUGGGUGCCCAAGGCGAGGUGGGUCGUCGACGGCAACGUGUGGUCCUCGUCCGGCGUGUCGGCGGGCAUCGACGCCACGCUGGCCUUCAUCAGCGAGGUGUACGGCAAGAACAACGCCACGUACAUUGCGGAUAUGAUGGAGUACGACUGGCACACCGACUCGUCGUGGGAUCCGUUUUCGGAGAAGUUUAACGUGACGGGGGCUGGGGCUGCGUGA
Messenger RNA from Colletotrichum truncatum, 837 nucleotides. Its product is annotated as dj-1 family protein. The record is from RefSeq and is a predicted model, not a curated record. NCBI's taxonomy places the organism in Eukaryota, Fungi, Ascomycota, Sordariomycetes, Glomerellales, Glomerellaceae. Gene Ontology annotation, biological process: regulation of DNA-templated transcription.